This is a messenger RNA of Alternaria arborescens, 888 nucleotides long. RefSeq names its product U3 small nucleolar ribonucleoprotein. Gene Ontology annotation, cellular component: Mpp10 complex; small-subunit processome; nucleolus. The record is from RefSeq and is a predicted model, not a curated record. The transcript has 3 exons. Gene Ontology annotation, molecular function: snoRNA binding; rRNA primary transcript binding. NCBI's taxonomy places the organism in Eukaryota, Fungi, Ascomycota, Dothideomycetes, Pleosporales, Pleosporaceae. Gene Ontology annotation, biological process: rRNA processing. The coding region runs from base 1 to 888 and encodes 295 amino acids.
AUGAUCCGAAAACAAGCCCGAGAACGUCGCGACUACCUGUACCGCCGCGCUCUGACUCUCCGCGAUGCCGAGCUCGCUUCGAAAAGAGCAGCACUAAAAGCUUCACUCGCCAGCGGCAAGCCUUUGUCCAAAGAUGUCGCCGAGGACCAGACCCUGCGCCAGGACUACAAAUACGAUGAGAGCAGGGCGGAUAGGACAGCAGAGGAAGAGCUCGGGCUAGACGAUGAGUAUGCGCAGCUGUCGGGCGUCGUAGAUCCGCGGAUAUUGGUCACAACUUCGAGAGACCCGUCAAGUAGACUGGGCACCUUCGCCAAGGAGAUCAGAUUACUGCUACCCACAGCGAUACGAUUGAACCGUGGAAACAUGGUCCUGCCAAACUUGGUCGAGAGCGCAAAAUCGGGCGGACUGAGCGACAUAGUCUUGCUUCACGAGCACCGAGGAACGCCCACGGCAUUAACAGUUUCGCAUUUCCCUCACGGCCCAACCGCCAGCUUCUCACUACACAACGUCGUUCUCCGCGCCGAUAUCCCCAACGCCUCCCGCGGCACAGUCUCCGAAUCCUACCCCCACUUAAUCUUCGAAGGCUUCUCCACCAAGCUAGGACAGCGCUGCGUACAGAUUCUAAAACAUCUCUUCCCGCCCCGCGAAGCCACGGCAAAGGUCGGUAACCGCGUUGUCACGUUCAAGAACAUCGAGGAUACGAUCGAGGUGCGACAUCACGUCUUUGUCAAGACAGGUUUCCAGUCGGUUGAGCUGGCCGAAGUGGGACCGCGGAUGAGCAUGCGAUUGUUCGAGAUUAGGGCAGGGACGCUGGACAACAAGGAGGGAGAUGUGGAAUGGCAUCUCAACCAGUACACGAGGACGGGACGGAAGAAGGAGUACUUGUAG